Messenger RNA from Paramecium octaurelia, 169 nucleotides. NCBI's taxonomy places the organism in Eukaryota, Ciliophora, Oligohymenophorea, Peniculida, Parameciidae. The record is from the annotation of a GenBank genome assembly.
AUGGAGUAAUAAAGGUAAACCAUUUUAUAAUUUAGGCUUGGCAUUACAUAAAUUAAAGAAAUAUAAGGAUGCGAUUCAAUGCUAUAAUUAAGCUCUUUCUAUUUGCAUUAAUCCUGUUAGACUAUAAAGAAAAGGUAAACCUUUUUAAAUUAAAUAUUUAUAUAGCUGA